This is a messenger RNA of Drosophila rhopaloa, 8407 nucleotides long. RefSeq names its product semaphorin-1A (gene Sema1a). Gene Ontology annotation, molecular function: chemorepellent activity; semaphorin receptor binding. Gene Ontology annotation, biological process: axon guidance; semaphorin-plexin signaling pathway; negative regulation of axon extension involved in axon guidance. The transcript has 22 exons. Lineage: Eukaryota; Metazoa; Arthropoda; Insecta; Diptera; Drosophilidae. The record is from RefSeq and is a predicted model, not a curated record.
UUCGAAAAUUUAACGCCCGCGCUGCUGCAGCGCGUUGCUCUCCGGUUGGAAAACAUCAAAAAAUAUCACUAAAAACAACGAUAUUGGAUAAAUCGCCGGGAAAAAAUAUUGAAAAACGAUAUUUGGUUUCGUGUAAAAAUAUUGUUUUCUAAGAUAUUUUCAUAUAUUUUUUGGAAUCCGGCAAAAAAAGAUACAUUUGUAUCUUUCGCGUUGAUAAACAAAUUCCAGCACCGAAACGUAUUUGUCGCGCAAUACUGAAAAGUUAUUGGUCUAUUGUGUACAUUAAUUAGUUAAUGGGUAAUUGCUCAAUUUAGAAACAUGUGCAAUCGAGUGCAAGUUACUUAAACCAGAAACAAAGUGGAUAAAGGAAAAUAAUUAAGAAAAACGAAGGAAAAUAUGCUCAGAAAACGCAUCCGUAGCCUACUUAUCGCAUAAAAACCGGUACGAUACCGUUAACGGAUUGCCAUAAUCGCCGUCGCGUUAAUUCGACCCCGCCCCCGUCUCCCGAUUAUAUAUAUCCGACUAACCGUUAUCGCGCUCGUGUGUCUGUCUCCGUGUGCGUGAGCCUCUUUAUCUCCUGUACAUAUGUACAAUAUUUGUCGUCGUCGUCGUACAUCGUUGUUGUUGUUCUUGCUGUUAUCCUUAUUAUGCAUCAUCCGCUGGCAUUAAUCUGCGUAUAAAGUAAAUAUAAAAAAUUUGUGUUCUUCGGUGUUGUCUCGUGUAAGUGUCUAUAAUUUGUUUAAGUACGACAAGCGAUCGGUGCGAAUCAAAAAAAAUCGUCCUGUUUGUGUGUGCAAAUUGAUAAUAUCGCUAUCAAAACAACAACAACAAAAUCAAUCAAUCAACGUCAGCAAAAAACCAAUAAACAGGAAUUUCUGUAAAUCUUCAAAGCAUUUUGGAUCUGUUUAAAUGUAUUAAAAAAUUCAGCUCAUUUAAUCAAUUUUAUUGGAAACCAUUUAAAAGAAAUGACUGAACUUGCAUCCCUCAACAAAUUUGUUUUCCCAUAAAUAAAUAAAUCCCGAAGACAAAAAAGUAAAAGUUGUUAAAUACAAAAUUAAUCAAUAUAUUCAAUAUCCAUUUAAAGAUUAAAGUAAAUUCAGACGCAGUAACUCUAAAUCACGCACAGCCAAACCAAACAAAAAUAAAAUCAAAUCCAUUUAAAUGCAAUAAAGUUAGACGAAAAGCACACACAGAAAAUCAACAAUAAUAAAUGUUGUACAUUUAAUCAAACCAAUUGAAAUUUAACUAACAUUUAUGCAAAGUAGAAAUGUUAAAUUUACACAACAAAAACCACAAUAACAACAGCGCCAAGAACAAGCAUAACAAAAGCCACAAAAUGCAUUUGAAAAGUGCAACGGCAAAAGCAACAAUAAUGAAACAUAAGUUAAGCAAAUUUUACGGAUACGGUUGGAUGCAAGUCUUCCUACUACUUACAGUCCUCGUGAUUGGUAAUCAAAGUGCCUGGCAGGAGAAUAUACGACCAAAACUUUACGUUGAAUUAGGUCCCGAAGAUGUACUCAAGUUUGUGGGUAACGAAAGUGUCGUGGAUCACUUUAAGCUCGUCACCAGGGAUGGGAACAGUCUGCUCAUCGGUGCCAGAAAUACGGUUUUUAAUUUAAGCAUACACGAUCUCGUCGAGCAGCAGCGUUUGGUCUGGACGUCGCCGGAGGACGAUACCAAAAUGUGUGUCGUCAAGGGCAAAGAUGAGGAGGCCUGUCAGAACUACAUUCGCAUCAUGGUGGUGCCAUCGCCGGGUCGCCUCUUCGUUUGCGGCACCAACUCGUUCCGGCCAAUGUGCAACACGUACAUCAUCAGCGACAGCAACUACACGCUGGAGGCCACGAAAAACGGACAGGCGGUGUGCCCAUACGACCCCCGCCACAACUCCACCUCUGUGCUGGCUGACAACGAACUGUAUUCCGGGACCGUGGCGGAUUUCAGCGGUAGCGAUCCGAUUAUCUACCGGGAGCCCCUGCAGACCGAGCAGUACGAUAGCCUGAGUCUCAACGCACCGAACUUUGUAAGCUCAUUUACGCAGGGAGACUUUGUCUAUUUCUUCUUUCGGGAAACCGCCGUUGAGUUCAUCAACUGCGGCAAGGCGAUUUAUUCGCGCGUUGCCCGCGUCUGCAAAUGGGACAAAGGUGGCCCGCAUCGAUUCCGCAACCGCUGGACAUCCUUCCUCAAGUCCCGCCUCAACUGCUCCAUUCCGGGCGACUAUCCGUUCUACUUUAAUGAAAUCCAAUCGGCCAGCAAUCUGGUGGAUGGACAGUACGGCUCGAUGAGCUCGAAGCUGAUCUACGGAGUCUUCAACACGCCGAGCAACUCGAUUCCCGGCUCUGCGGUUUGUGCCUUCGCCCUGCAGGACAUAGCCGAUACGUUUGAGGGCCAGUUCAAGGAGCAGACCGGAAUCAACUCCAACUGGCUGCCUGUAAACAAUGCCAAGGUUCCCGACCCUCGUCCCGGUUCCUGUCACAACAAUUCGAGAGUGCUUCCGGAUCCCACUUUGAACUUCAUCAAAACACAUUCGCUAAUGGACGAGAAUGUGCCGGCAUUUUUCAGUCAACCGAUUUUGGUCCGGACGAGCACAAUAUAUCGCUUCACUCAAAUCGCUGUCGAUGCACAGAUCAAAACUCCAGGCGGCAAGACAUAUGAUGUUAUUUUUGUUGGCACAGAUCACGGCAAGAUUAUCAAGUCAGUAAAUGCCGAAUCGGCAGAUUCCGCGGAGAAGGUCACUUCUGUUGUCAUCGAGGAGAUUGAUGUCCUGACCAAGAGUGAACCCAUUCGCAAUCUGGAAAUAGUUCGAACUAUGCACUAUGAUCAACCAAAAGAUGGCAGCUACGACGAUGGCAAAUUAAUCAUUGUGACGGACAGCCAGGUGGUAGCCAUACAAUUGCAUCGUUGUCACAAUGACAAAAUCACCAGCUGCAGUGAGUGCGUCGCAUUGCAGGAUCCGUACUGCGCCUGGGACAAAAUUGCUGGCAAGUGCCGUUCCCACGGCGCUCCCCGAUGGCUGGAGGAGAACUACUUCUACCAGAACGUGGCCACUGGCCAGCAUGCGGCAUGCCCCUCAGGCAAAAUCAAUUCGAAGGAUGCCAACGCAGGGGAGCAGAAGGGCUUCCGCAACGACAUGGACUUAUUGGAUUCGCGGCGCCAGAGCAAGGAUCAGGAAAUCAUCGACAAUAUUGAUAAGAACUUUGAAGGUCCCCAAAUCUCUGCAGAUAUAAUCAACGCCCAGUACACGGUGGAGACCCUGGUAAUGGCCGUCCUGGCCGGCUCGAUCUUCUCGCUGCUGGUCGGGUUCUUCACAGGAUACUUCUGCGGUCGACGUUGCCACAAGGACGAGGACGACAAUCUGCCAUAUCCCGAUACAGAGUACGAGUAUUUUGAGCAGAGGCAAAAUGUCAAUAGUUUCCCCUCGUCCUGCCGCAUCCAGCAGGAGCCCAAGCUGCUGCCCCAGGUGGAGGAGGUGACGUACGCGGAACCGGUGCUCCUGCCCCAGCCGCCGCCGCCAAAUAAGAUGCACUCGCCGAAGAAUACGCUCCGCAAGCCGCCGAUGCACCAGAUGCACCAGGGUCCCAACUCGGAGACGCUCUUCCAGUUCCAGCCCGAUGGUUAUAACACCCAGCAAUCCUAUCGCGGUCGCGACAACUUUGGAACACUGCGUUCCCACCAAGUGAUGGGCGAUAACUACAGGCGCGGCGAUGGCUUUUCCACCACCCGCAGCGUCAAGAAGGCUGUAAACAACACAAACACACGUAACAGAAGUCUUGGUCGCGCAAGAAGACAGCCGCCCCGUCAUGGCAUUGUAACUCAACACCGUUCGAAUAGUCCCCAGCAGCAGCAGCAACAGCAGCAGCAGUCCCAGCAGCCGCACUCCAGUUCCGGCUCCUCGCCCGUAAUGUCCAACAGCAGCAGCAGUCCGGCUCCGCCAUCCAGCAGUCCCAGUCCGCAGGAGAGCCCCAAGAACUGCAGCUACAUCUACCGUGAUUGAUUGAUAUGCAACACCAAAUCGAUGCCACUCAUCCAGGCCCAGUCCACGCCGCACCCCCAGUCGCACACCCAGCCACAGCCACACCCACACACGCACCCGCCCCCCAUACCGACCACGCCCCCAGCCCAGCCAUGCACCAGAAGUCCGAUGAUCGGCCGGAUAUACGCCAAGUCAAUGCCGGUGACUCCGGUUCAACCACAAUCGCCGCUGGCGGAGACGCCCUCCUACGAGCUCUACGAACGCCACUCCUACGCCACGUUCCACUUCGACGAUGAGGACGAUGAGGAGCAGGACCAGGACCAGGAGGACACCUCAUCGCUGGCCAUGAUCACACCGCCGCCGCCCUACGACACGCCUCACCUGCUCGUUUCGCCACCACCGCCGCCGCCCCGUCGAUUUCGCUUUGGCAACCGUGAGCUGUUCAGCAUGAGUCCUGCCGGAGGCGGGGCCACGCCCACGGCCUCGGGCAGCUCCACCAACCGCGGCAGCAGCGCCAUUACGCCCACCAAGCUGAGCGCCGCAGCAGCGGCCAUGUUUGCUGCCCCACAAAUGGCCACCCAGCUGAACCGGAAGUGGGCGCACCUGCAGAGGCGGCGGCGCAGGCGCAACAGCAGUUCCGGCGACUCCAAGGAGCUGGACAAGUUGGUCCUCCAGUCGGUCGACUGGGAUGAGAACGAGAUGUACUAGCAGACGAGCCACACAUGAGAUACCAGAAAGACUUCCAUUUAAGCCGUACUGCAUCCAAUUUCACUUUUUUCGGAAACACCUAUAAUCCGAAAAGGAAACGAAAAAAAUGUGAAAUCAUAUUGGGCUUAUUUAGGGAUAAUGAUUUAUUACUGUUAGGGAAGUAAAUAGUAAUUGACUUAAAGCUACCUUUAACUUUCUUUGGCGCGAUUUCUUCCAAAGAAAUUUUACCAUAUUUUAACAUCAUAAUUUUUCAUGAGAAUUUUAUCAAUACUUUCAUUUAAACAUUUUUUGGGCACGUAAAUAUUAAACACUUGUUUUGAAAGAAAGUUAGAUAGGCAAGUUACAAAUUUUAAAUACGUCAACAUACGCCAAAUCUUUUUUAUAAACACAACUUCUUGAUUUAGAAUAUUUAAAAAUUCAAUUUCCCUGACAACAGUUAGCAGCUUUGGAGAAGUUUACUACUUACUACCUUAAUAUGUGCACAAAAGUACUCAGUUCCAAAAGUGGCGAUGAAAAUUAAAAAGUGGCUUAUGACUAGGGCAUAUUACACAUCCUUUUCCCAAUCAUCCUCCUUCCCUUAACAUACAAGUAGCAAUCGAAAAAAUCAUUAAUUAGCGAUAGGAACUGGAUGGGGAUUUACUUACACACAAAAAGCCAGAGAAGUUAUACACGAAAUUUAUAGUUAUAUAGCCUUUAUACAUAUUCCCAGAUCUGCUAAGUAUACACAAGCAUAACAUAACAUACGUAUAUAUGACUCUAUAUAUACUAUAUAAUUGAUUAUAUAGACACACAGUUCAAGAGAAACGGCUACGCUAAACUAGAGCUGCAAAAUGAUAUUGUUAAUUAUCAUUAGAGAAAAAUCAACAUUUGUAAAUAUUAAUAAUAAUGAUGAGCAAGACGUAACGUAAUUUAAGCGAACCUUAUUCGAAUAGAGUAUACACGAUAUACAAGAUUUUUUGCAUUUAACCCAGAGAAAUUAAAAAUAGAAGAAAUUUAAAAGGCAUUAACAAAUGGUUAAGGAAGAUGAUAAAACAAAACGAAACGCUUAUUACUGAUUUACACAAAAGAAAUGAAUUACCGAAAUAGUAGGAGGGCGAACAAAUUAGUCUUAAGCCGUCAGAAAUCGGGGAAAUAUAAGGGGAUUGCAUUCGGGAUUCAUUCCGAACUGGAACUGGAACUGCCAAUCGCAAUACAGCGCUCCCAUCGAAAUCGAAUCCAUCGAGUGCAUUUUCCAUUGUCAAUUUUAUUUGCAGAGCCUCAAGCUAUAGUACUUCUUCAGACUCCUGUGCUUCAGUCUGCCAUAGGAAAGUGUAAAUUAUGUACAGGACUAUACGCAUUAUUCAACCGAUCUGUACAGAAAACAGUAUGUGCGAUAUGUGCCAUAAUUGGGUAUGUGCCCACCUUGAGUUUAGUUGUUAUUGUUUGCAUUGAUUCAGAAUAGUUCUUUACUGAGGACAUAACUCGCUAUCUUUGUAUAUAUACGAAUAUAUAUAUAUGCAUGAAGAGGAACACACAAAUUUCAUGUGAAGUGAUCGAUCAAAAUUUAGUGAAAGCAUUAAAACUAAACUUUAGCCUAGCCACAUAGGGUUUGUAAUAUAGAUUGAGCCGGAGGGCAGAACAAAACUUUUGAAAAUAUUUUCACUAGGGGCAUUGCUAAUGUUGUUCUCGUAAUAGAGUAUAUUAGAAAUAGGCUAAGCUAAUUGAUAUUCAAUAUUUUGUAUGAGAAACAUUAAAAUCAUCCGAUCGAACUUGGAAAUUGCGUUACAAGACGAGUAAAAAAAGCGUAGAAAUAUCUAAAUCAAAGCAAAUGUAUAAACAACAAACACAUAACAGCAGUAGUUUUAAAAAAAAAAACCCACACAAACGUAAGCGUAUAUAUUGAUUCAUAAAUACUUUAUGCAGCUGCAAUUUAAUGCUUUUUAUAUGCAAUUUUACUUUUUGACAAAAUGUAUACAACCGAUGGAAAAUCAACAAUGGAAAACAAAAUCUGAAGAAAAAAACAAAGUAAAGGAAAUGCGAUUACAUUUAGACAGCCAAAGACACAAAUGAUUAAUGAAUUGGUUUUUAAAGUUGUUUGUGCUUUUUUAAAUAGUUUUAUUUGUAAAUACUUAUAAUUUAAACUAAUGUAAUGCUCUUAAGGAAUACGUAAUACUAUGAUUUCUGUUUCAGUUUAUUUAGUUUUUAAAUUGAUUGUUUUUAUGUUAUUCGUUUAGAAUACAGUGUCGAGUACUUUGAAAGCAAUACAAACACUUACAAAUGUAUAAGCAAAGAAUAAAAACAAAGAUUCAGACACGUAAAGUAGCAGCAGAUAAAUAAAACUUAGGAUACACUAGAGUUUUGAACUAAUUCUAGAUCUACAUCAACUACUUAUACAAUUGCAUACAAGUAUUAACUGAAUCAGAUCAUUAACUUUUAUACACUUUACCAUUUACAUAUAUACAAGCAAACUGAAUGCCGAUUACCGAUUAUUCAAUAUACAAGGCAAAAUCUAACAUUUAAUUGUAAUUGAAAGCCAGGCUGCAAUUGAAAGGUUUUACAGUAAAUCAUGCCUACAGACAUAAACCAGCAGAAACAGUAACAAGAGCAGAGAAUUCAUGAAUAUAUACUUAUACAUAAAUAUAGAUGACCCAUAUACAUACACUUAUUAGAUACUUUAGAAGAGAGAUUCUCUAGAAAUGCUUUUAAAUUGAAAAAAACAAAAAAAAAGAAGAAAAAUGUAAUAAUAAACAAACAAAAAUAACUGAUUUAAGCAAAGUAUUUUAUUAAAAACACUCAAUAACAAAAGGCAGAGUCAAACGCAAAACAAAAAAAAACAAAAAAAUCUAUAAAUUUCUUAAAACUUUCAGCAAAAGGCAAACAUUUGUGAGAUAAGCCAACUCAGACACUUUUUUAGAAGAGCAGAAAUCGGGGUUGACGAUAAUGAUGAUCACUACGACGUCGUUGAAAAUACUUUAAAGAUAAUUAUAAGCUAAAUAAAAAGGAUUUUUAACUUUCUCCGAAUAAGACGAAAACAAUUAUUACCUACAGAUUGUAGCGGGCGCAUUCAUAUUUGCUAAUUAGCAACUUAUUAAACUAUAACGAACAACAAACAAUUUAAAAAUUAGAGCAGAAAGCAGGAACCCAAAAACUAAAAAAAGAAAACAAUCCAUGACAUGACACACCCAAGUUUUCAUUUUUCAUUAAAAACGAUAUAUAUUCAAGUGCUUCUUACAUAAAAUAAAUAUAAAUAUAAAUAUAUAUGAAACAAAAAUAUAUAAACGAUUACAUGAUAGAUAUUAUUACGAGCAGGCAUUACAUUAUAAAUACCUACUAACUAGAUUAAGGCAUUUACCACAAACUUGAUUAUUAUGAACUGUAUUAUUAUGUUUUGUGAAAUCGAGCGAACUAUUACAGAUAAUGGAAAUCAGAUUACUGCGCGAAUUUAGAGUAAGCGUAAUAACUCUGUACGAUGUCCGGUUCCGUUUGGUUUUAUAAUUUCUAAGUAGCCAGCUCUCUAUGCAUAUAGAAUAAAUACAAACACACAGUGACACGUAAUCGAUGCAUUUUACUUACUUGAAGGCCAUAAAUGAAGCAAAGUUAAGCGAGUUCAUGAAUUCAAUUUAUAUAAUUAUGUUAAGAUUUUAUAACGCAACAAGCCUAACGUAUGCAUUACCUAUAUGAAUACUAUUAUGCGAAACUUUGUAAAUACUUCACCAACCAAAUAAAUAUUCCUUCAUUCAAGCAAAACAA